AUGAUGGACAAUGUGAACAACGUGGAGAGCCACCUGAACUCCCAGCAACACGUCGGCGACCGCAACUAUUCUCUCGUCCGGCACAAGAAGAAACCAGCCACCGUCAGUGCAGUUGUGAGUCCGACUCCACCGCCAACACCACCGCAUCACGUUCAUGUGGCUACUUCACUCCCUGGGCAGCCUGUCCAGUGUCCAUUUUGCCCCUACGGCCACGACCGCGUCAGCGCAGUGCUCAUGCAUCUCGAGCGAGGCAACUGCCCAGGUAUUUACCCCAAACGCAGCGACAUCUUCAACGCCGUGUGUCUGUGCGACGAUAUGGGCACCAUCACAAACUUGAAGCUCCAUCAGCCCACGCGCGAGAGCUCCUGGGACCCAAAGAAGAAACUUUUCAGCUGUGCCCUUUGCAAUCGUGGUUUCCAGACUGUCGGCGGCCUGGCAGAUCACAUGAAUAGCGAGUUUCACGAGUUUGAGUGGUAUCACUGUCCGAAUGCCGAUGGCUGUGUCAGUGAGUUCGGCUUGCUGUCCGCGUUGAUGGCACAUCUGGAGGACCAAGCGUGUGGUUGGAAGUCUUUCAAAGAGCUGCAGGAACACGGCCAUGUGGUUCUGGACCCUAUGCGGCUGCGGUAA
Messenger RNA from Emericellopsis atlantica, 627 nucleotides. RefSeq lists its product as uncharacterized. The record is from RefSeq and is a predicted model, not a curated record. Bases 1 to 627 code for a protein of 208 amino acids. NCBI's taxonomy places the organism in Eukaryota, Fungi, Ascomycota, Sordariomycetes, Hypocreales, Bionectriaceae. The transcript is spliced from 2 exons.